This is a messenger RNA of Scleropages formosus (Asian bonytongue), 1725 nucleotides long. RefSeq names its product BMP and activin membrane-bound inhibitor homolog. The transcript has 3 exons. The coding region runs from base 390 to 1142 and encodes 250 amino acids. NCBI's taxonomy places the organism in Eukaryota, Metazoa, Chordata, Actinopteri, Osteoglossiformes, Osteoglossidae. Gene Ontology annotation, biological process: positive regulation of canonical Wnt signaling pathway; transforming growth factor beta receptor signaling pathway; negative regulation of transforming growth factor beta receptor signaling pathway. Gene Ontology annotation, molecular function: frizzled binding. The record is from RefSeq and is a predicted model, not a curated record.
CUGAAACUCUCAAAUCUUCGAACCCUGGACUGCGGGAGGGGAAGGACGCGUUGUGUGCGAAGUUUUUAAAUGUGGGGUUCGUAGAUGGAGAAUGUAUUGAGACUCCCCUGGGCUGUUUUUGAACAUCAUCAUCACGGAGGCUUCACGGAAUCAUUAAAUGUUACUUAAUUAUAGGUGUCCUCUAUUUACGAACAUCGUCCUUACUCGAAUUCCGAACAAAAAUGCAGCCUAACGCAGAGCUGUAAAAGUCGGGCGAAGUUGCCUGGUUUCGUCCGGAGACGCGCUGGGGAGUCCACAGCCUCUGUGAAGCCCAAUGCAUCUCGAAGGAAACCUUCCUUAAGGACGAAGGCAAAACAAAAGUGGAUUUUUGGUCCUUCUCUCCUUUCUAAAUGGGUCGUCAUUCUUCUAGUUUAAUGUCCAUUUGGAUUCAGCUGGAACUUUGCGCUAUGGCUGUUCUUCUCACAAAAGGAGAAAUAAGGUGCUACUGCGACGCUCCCCACUGCGUGGCCACUGGUUACAUGUGCAAGUCGGCACUCGGUGCGUGUUUCACCAGGGUGCUGGACCCUCACAGCGUGAACUCCCCUCUCAUCCACGGGUGUGUGGACCCCGUGGACCCCUCAGCCAGCAUGUGCACCUCCCCAGGCCCUUCCGUGCUCCGGUGUUGUCAUGAAGACAUGUGUAACUAUCGGGGCCUUCAUGACUUGGCGCAUCCCAGGGGCGAACAUUCAGAUGUCGGGAGCCGGCACCAGUCGGACAGCAGCCACAACCUCGUGACCAAGGUGCAGGAGCUGGCGUCGGCCAAAGAGGUGUGGUUCCGCGCCGCCGUGAUCGCUGUGCCUGUUGCAGGGGGCCUCAUCCUGGCACUGCUGGUGAUGCUGGCCCUGCGCAUGCUGCGCAGUGAGAACCGCCGCCUGCGCGUCCAUCGGCAGCACGCAGUGGCCCACCUCCACCACAGCUUCCACAGCACCAGGAAGGGGGCCCCUCUGACCAAGCUGAAGCCCAUUGGGACCCCUGUGGGGACUCAAGAUAGCGUGUGUCUGGCCUGCGAUGGCACACGGCCGCCAGACCUCAGCAGGGACGGGAUCCUCUCAUUAGUGCAAUGGGGUGUGUACAACCACCAGGGCAAGGUGGAGCUGGUCUGAUCUACCUUCUGGACUAAACCGGAGCUCCUGUCUGAUCGCCUACUUUGUCGUCCUUCCUGGUUAAUUCUUUAUUCUGAGGAGCCUUUUCCUUGAAAUAAGAGCUGAUCCCACAAGGAGCUAUAAGUGAGCUUGAGCAUGCUCGAGAAGAUCUGUGAUCCAGCCAGGUCCUGGAGUUCUGCUGAUCACUGAAGGAUUCAGAUGUUUGUUUUAUUUGCACAUUAAUAUGAAAUAACCUGCUUGUGCAGAAAACGGGACAUUUAAGCUGAGCAGGGUGUCGAACUCAAGGAUCUGAAGGUGUAUAAAUCAGUGUUAGUUUGUACACAGUUGUCACUGGUUGGAUUCUGUUUGUAAAUAUUUUGAAAAUAUAUUGUUUUCAUAAAUAACCUCAGUUUGCUUUAUUUCUUUAGCGAACAUCAGAACAUAAACUGGCUUCUUAAAAACCCAUCUGCCAUCAGAAUGGACAUAAGUCAACAAAAGGUUUAUAACAAAACAAUUGGUCAUCUGGUUUUGUAAAAAUCUCAAAUACAGCUAUGACAAAUUUUCUAAACCUUUUCAACUUGAAGAUGCACUGAAACUAAUUUAA